Messenger RNA from Aspergillus versicolor CBS 583.65, 1278 nucleotides. RefSeq lists its product as uncharacterized. Bases 1 to 1254 code for a protein of 417 amino acids. Lineage: Eukaryota; Fungi; Ascomycota; Eurotiomycetes; Eurotiales; Aspergillaceae. The record is from RefSeq and is a predicted model, not a curated record. Gene Ontology annotation, biological process: biosynthetic process; amino acid metabolic process. Gene Ontology annotation, molecular function: pyridoxal phosphate binding; transaminase activity. The transcript is spliced from 7 exons.
AUGCAAGUCAAUGUCUCCUCUCGAGGGCUUUCUCUCGCGCCCAAAGUUCCCGUGUUUUUUGAUGUCCUCAAAGACCUUUGGGAUCCUGAAUCCAAUCCAAAUGGCACCGUGAACCUCGGUCUUGCUGAGAAUUCGUUGACCCACACGGAAUUGAAGGAAUAUAUUAAUUCCAAGCCUCGUGCAGACUAUCAUUCGUUGACCUACGGGGAUGGAUUUUCAGGCUCGAAGAACCUGAAAAAGGCUCUUUGCCAUUUCAUGAACCGCCAUUUCCACCCAUAUAGGACUCUCAUCCCCGCUCACAUGUGCAUUACAUCUGGAGCCAGCAAUGCUAUUGAGAAUUGCGCUUGGGCAUUGUGUGAUCCGGGCGACUGCAUACUUGUUGGGCGUCCAUAUUGGACUACUUUCAGAUCUAUCUUUGGAAACCGUGCUGGUGUCAACAUAAUUGAGGUCAACUUCGGCGCCAUAGACCCGUUUAGUUUGGAAGCGGUUGAGGAAUACGGAAAGGCGUUUAUCAAGGCAACUGAACAGGGUCAGAAGAUCAAAGCAGUUUUGCUUUGUUCUCCAAACAAUCCUCUCGGCCGCUGCUAUCCCGCCGAAGUCUUGAAGGCAUACAUGAAGCUUUGCCAGAAACUAAAUAUGCACCUUAUCUCUGACGAACUGUAUGCGCUGUCAGUCUGGGAUAACCCUGAAUAUGAGAAUCCCACACCCUUCACAUCUGUCUUGUCGAUAGACACGGAGAAUCUCAUAGACCCCGAAAAGGUGCACGCCGUGUGGGGAAUGAGUAAGGAUUUUGGUGCAACGGGGCUACGUAUUGGAACCCUAAUCAGCCAGUCCAACACGACAUUCUUGGAGGCGUGUGAAAGCAUAUCAUUAUUUAGUUUCCCGUCCAGUCUCGCUGACAACGCUGCGGCAUCGCUAUUUUUAGACGAGGGAUGCUCCGAUCACCUUGUUUCUCUCAAUCGCUCACGGCUGUCAGAAAACUAUCAACACGUUGUCAAAGCCCUCAGGGGUCAUGGGAUCCCGUACAAAAACUCCAACGCUGCUCUCUUUGUCUGGGUUAAUCUGGGCGCGGUGGUGGACCGAGAGAAGAUGUCGGACGAGGUGAUUUUGCAGACCCUACGCAGAGAAAAGCUCUAUAUUACGUCUGGGUCUACCUACGCCAGCGAACAGGCGGGCUGGUUUCGGAUCGUAUUCGCGCACCCUAAGCAUGUAUUAGACGAAGGAUUAAAGCGUCUUAUUCGUGCAAUAAUGUAAAUCGCUAGUGAGCUGUCUAUUUAC